GGUGCUUUCCCCGCGCUCCGGGUUCCAAGUACCCCUCGGAUUUCAGAGACCCUCGAGGUUCGGCAGCUGUUGCAGAGCUCGACUUAAGCAGCGCCGGGAUCCGCAGCCACUCUAGGGGGCGUGUCUGGGGGGGUCCCGUGGACCUCUCUGACCACCUCUCUUUUCCAGAUUUCGGCCUCUCCGCCCAGCACGGGCGCUGCCCCUGGCCCACUUAGGAAAAUGGCGACAACUGAGGUACUGAACAUCGGUAAAAAACUCUAUGAAGGUAAAACAAAAGAAGUCUAUGAAUUGUUAGAUAGUCCAGGAAAAGUCCUCCUACAGUCCAAGGAUCAGAUUACAGCAGGAAAUGCAGCUAGAAAGAAUCACCUGGAAGGAAAAGCUGCAAUCUCAAAUAAAACUACCAGUUGUAUUUUUCAGUUGUUACAGGAAGCAGGCACUUAUGAAUCUUGUGAGGAUGAUGCCAAUAAUGAUCCACAGUGGUCUGAGGAGCAGCUAAUUGCCGCAGAAUUUUGCUUUGCUGGACUUGUUAUAGGCCAGACUGAAGUGGAUAUCAUGAGUCAUGCUACACAGGCUAUUUUUGAAAUAUUGGAGAAAUCCUGGUUGCGCCAGAAUUGUACACUGGUUGAUAUGAAGGUUGAAUUUGGUGUUGAUGUAACCACGAAAGAAAUUGUCCUUGCUGAUGUGAUUGAUAAUGAUUCCUGGAGACUCUGGCCAUCAGGAGAUCGAAGCCAGCAGAAAGACAAACAGUCUUAUCGUGACCUCAAAGAAGUAACUCCUGAAGGGCUCCAGAUGGUAAAGAAAAACUUUGAGUGGGUUGCAGAGAGAGUAGAGUUGCUUCUGAAAGCAGAAAGUCAGUGCAGGGUUGUAGUACUGAUGGGCUCAACCUCUGAUCUUGGUCACUGUGAAAAAAUCAAGGUGGCCUGUGGAAAUUUUGGCAUUCCAUGUGAACUUCGAGUAACAUCUGCCCAUAAAGGACCAGAUGAAACUUUGAGGAUUAAAGCUGAAUAUGAAGGGGAUGGCAUUCCUACUGUAUUUGUGGCAGUGGCGGGCAGAAGCAAUGGCUUGGGACCAGUGAUGUCAGGUAACACUGCAUAUCCAGUUAUCAGCUGUCCUCCCCUCACAGCAGACUGGGGAGCUCAGGAUGUGUGGUCUUCUCUUCGACUACCCAGUGGUCUCGGCUGUUCGACCAUACUUUCUCCAGAAGGAUCAGCUCAGUUUGCUGCUCAGAUAUUUGGAUUAAACAACCAUUUGGUAUGGGCCAGACUGCGAGCAAGCAUAUUGAACACAUGGAUUUCCCUGAAGCAGGCUGACAAGAAAAUCAGAGAAUGUAAUUUAUAAGAAGGAACAUUAUUGCAUUUUUUAAGAGGAAAACAUUAUUGCAUUUUUAGGAGGAAAAUUUCUAGCUUAGCUGCAAAAAAAAAAAAAAAAAA
Molecule: messenger RNA, 1430 nt
Organism: Galeopterus variegatus (Sunda flying lemur)
Lineage: Eukaryota; Metazoa; Chordata; Mammalia; Dermoptera; Cynocephalidae
Gene: PAICS
Product: phosphoribosylaminoimidazole carboxylase, phosphoribosylaminoimidazole succinocarboxamide synthetase
Exons: 9
Coding region: 220-1338 (372 amino acids)
Biological process (GO): 'de novo' IMP biosynthetic process
Source: RefSeq, a predicted model, not a curated record